AUGGAAGAUGAAAUUAAGCAUGGAAACGUGACACAUGUGCCUAACAAAGGAAGCCCCGAAAGCCCACAUGUAGCAUGUAGUGAUAGCAAUCACAAUCAGAACAACAACAAUAAAGAACAAGACCGUUUCCUUCCCAUAGCAAACGUCAGCCGGAUUCUGAAAAAAGUUAUCCCCAGCAAUGGUAAGAUCUCCAAAGACGCGAAAGAAACGAUUCAAGAAUGCGUGUCGGAAUUCAUCAGCUUCGUGACAGGGGAGGCAUCGGACAAAUGCCAAAGAGAGAAAAGGAAGACCAUCAAUGGAGAUGAUAUCAUAUGGGCAAUCACCACAUUAGGGUUUGAGGAAUACGUAGGACCCUUGAAAUUGUACUUAAGCAAAUAUAGAGAGAUGGAAGGGGAGAAGCUUAUUUUCCCAAAGCAACAAAGAUCGGACCAAAGGCGACAACAUUCGGAAUAUGAACAAAAUAUAGUUUUCAACAACAAUAACAAUAUUAAUAUUAAUACUAAUAGUAAUAACAAUGUAUAUUCUUCAAUAAAUGUUUACCCUUCUUUUGUUCCUUCGGAUCAACCAUUUUCCUUGCCUUUCUCCUCCAAUUCCUUUCAAAAGCAAUUACAGUAG
Molecule: messenger RNA, 615 nt
Organism: Gossypium raimondii (Peruvian cotton)
Lineage: Eukaryota; Viridiplantae; Streptophyta; Magnoliopsida; Malvales; Malvaceae
Product: nuclear transcription factor Y subunit B-7
Exons: 1
Coding region: 1-615 (204 amino acids)
Biological process (GO): regulation of transcription by RNA polymerase II
Cellular component (GO): nucleus; CCAAT-binding factor complex
Molecular function (GO): DNA-binding transcription activator activity, RNA polymerase II-specific; protein heterodimerization activity; RNA polymerase II cis-regulatory region sequence-specific DNA binding
Source: RefSeq, a predicted model, not a curated record